AUGUCUAACUACUGGACACCUCAACUUUAUGUCAAAUACAAAGAUGGAUCUGGCUUCGCUCCAGUUCCUGUCAUGGGCAACCCAAGCGACACCAACGGCGGCAUGACCGUUUACUAUCUCCAACGUCGUGGAGACAAUCAGACAGAGAAACUGCAUGCAUUUCCACAAGGCUUCCGCAUGGUCGCUGGUGACCCGUUCACCCGCACCUAUGAUGGUAGUCUUGCCGCUCAGGGCAUCUCAUUCAACUGUCUUGGUGCGAACAAACCUGAAACUAACGGUUUUCCUGAUAUUCCAUGUCCAGGCGGACUGCGAGCCCAGGUUUACUUUCCCCAGUGUUGGGAUGGAGUCAACCUCGAUUCUGUGGACCACAAGAGUCAUAUGAGCUACCCAGACGGCAACGUAUACAACGGUGGCAACUGUCCGUCUUCUCAUCCUGUCCACACGGUGUCGAUCUUCUUCGAGCUUCUCUAUGAUACGGCCCUGUUCAGCGAUCAAUGGGUUGAUGGACAGAAUCCAUUUGUCUUCGCCCAAGGAGAUGCAACUGGCUUCGGAUUCCACGGUGACUUCUUCAACGGCUGGGACGUCGACGUACUCCAGGAGGCGAUUGAUACCUGCACGGACGACUCAGGUCGGGUUGAGGAUUGCGCCGCGGUCACUAUGUUCACUGACCAAGAAUGCAAUGACUGCAAGCUACCAACAUCUGUCAGCGAGUCAACGAGUGGAAAGCUUGCCGCACUCCCUGGCUGCAACCCCGUCACCUAUGGUCUAGAGCGCGUCACAUCAGGAACCUGCUCUGGAACUUCACCAACACUUGGUUCCGGCGGCUCUACCAACUACAUCGACCUGACUGCGAUCCAGAAAUGGGAGUAUCUUGGAUGUGGCACGGACAACGUGAGCGAUAGAGCCAUGAAUGGUUCGUGGACGUACAAUGACUACAUGACGGUGGAGAUUUGCGUCGACUACUGCAAUAAUCGUGGCUUCGCCUACGCAGCGCCUGAAAAUGGCAACGAAUGUUUCUGCAACAACAACCUCAAUCCCAAGUACGCACCCAAGGAUGGUAUCAUGGGCUCCUGCUCCAAGCCUUAUGUGGGCAAUGCCAACGAGAUCUGCGGCAAUGCGAAUGCCAUGAACAUCUAUCACAAGUGCUCUGCCACGUCAUGCAAGAACAACGACAUUGGAGGAAUUGCGCCGGCGCAGAGUCAAGCGGUGGUUGCCAGAUCUAUCAGUCCUUCUGCCAUGACUACAGUUGUCAUACCGGCUAUCACUACAGCUAUUUAA
Molecule: messenger RNA, 1278 nt
Organism: Alternaria postmessia
Lineage: Eukaryota; Fungi; Ascomycota; Dothideomycetes; Pleosporales; Pleosporaceae
Exons: 2
Coding region: 1-1278 (425 amino acids)
Source: RefSeq, a predicted model, not a curated record